Messenger RNA from Cuscuta europaea, 4316 nucleotides. NCBI's taxonomy places the organism in Eukaryota, Viridiplantae, Streptophyta, Magnoliopsida, Solanales, Convolvulaceae. The record is from the annotation of a GenBank genome assembly.
AAGAAAAAUCCAAGAUUGCCAUCCAAGAUUGCCAUCCAAGAGGUUGAAGAUUCGGCAAACUAGGGUUUCUGAAUGAUGAUUCGACAGAGAAUUUUCGGAUUGCCAUCCAAGAGGUUGAAGAUUGGGGAGCAGGCGGCGGUGGAAGUGUCUUCUGAAUACGACGAAGAAGAGGAAGAGUCUUCUGAAUACGAAGAAGCGGAGAUGGAGUUGGAGAGUGUAGAGAUAGAUCAUGUGAACUAUAAAUACACCUACAAUGAGGAAGACUACGAUGAUUAUGACGAGGAGUUUAAAAGGGAAGUGAAACGAUAUAUCGACGCCUUGAAUGAAGUUGGACCCUACAACAUAGACUUCAUGGUGCCGGAUUUUUAUAUUUGCAAUGGCGCUGUGCCAGUACUUCUGCCACCAGGUCCAGAAUCCCAUGAUUACGAUCAUUACGCUUAUAGAGAGAUGCAGAAUUCUUUAAAGUUUGCUAUUGAUGAACACAACGAAGGGAAGGAUGCAAAACUUGUGCUUCACAAGACGUUGAGGGCUAAUUUUAAAAGAGCUUGUGGGUUUAUCUUUUUCAUAACAUUUCAAGCCACAGAUACUGCUUCUGGUGAAACGAGCAUUUAUCGAACAUGUGUGGUGGAUGAUGUAGUUGAUAAGAUCAUGACCAUAAACGAGUUCCGCCAGGUGGAAACUGAGGAGUUGAAGGGUGCAUGGGAUUUGGAAUGUUGAGUAAUUGGGGCGUGGGUACUGAGAUAGAGAGAUGUGCCAAAAGCUUUAGUUGGAUCAUUAUCGUGAUACUCAAACUUCACUAAAUUACUCCGUAAUAUUUAUGCUGUCAACAUUUACAACAAGUCUCUGGCUCUCUGAAAACCUCCUAUCCUCCUACCACAUGGCUCUCAAAGUCUCCAAACUGUUGGGCCCGUAAUCCGAACUCAAGCCCGAGCAUGACCGCGACCUGCGAGAAUAUCUGAUCACAACCCUACUCUACCUCUGGAUUCACGGUAACAACAAAAAGCUCACUGCAGAGAUUUCUAUUGUGACACCUCUUCUGAUGAGCGCGCUAAGUUUGGGAACGGUUAGACGAGCAGCAAUUCCGUCGCUAACUCUUUUACCUUAUCGGCUCUCGACUCGAAUUGUUGUCCAUUUGGGCAGUGCUUUCGACCAUUGUAUCUAUUUACUUUAUGUUACUGGCUAUGUUAUCUUAAAACCUGCUUAAGAUAAUAGUGAGUUCCUAUGAAAUUGCAAACUUAUUUAGAUUGAUUAGAAUUAUUUCCUCUAUAAAAUCACCCAAUACUUAAAAAAUUAGUGGACAAUAUAUUUUAAAUGAUUGUUAGGAACAUAUGUGAAGAACUAUAUGUUAGCAUUCCUUCAAUUAAUCAACAAGGAAUCUUUAUUGUACUCUCUCAUGCCCAUAAUAUAUGAUAGGGAAGAUGAUACACAAUUUGCAUAUAUACAAGUAGCUUGCAAGGUGCAAUAUAUUAUUGGCACACAAUUGGGUUAAAGUCCUGUGAAAUGAUUAAAAAGGGUUCACAUUUGUCUCUUGGGGUCUUUCCAAAUGCAUAUAUAGUUGCUGUGAUUUUCUUUGAGUAGUAGAAAAGAAAUACUGUAGGUUCCCCUUUAUUUUUUCUUUCUUUCUGGCCUUAUUAUUGAGUGCACUUUGCCUCUCCCUAUAUAAUUUACCAAUACUUUGCUUUCAGCAUUAGUUUUAUUUUAUGCUUAAUGUCUGCUGAAUUUGUGAACCCUGACCUUUUUAUUAUGCAUCGGUCCUGUUCCAAGAGUAGAUUCCAUCUUUCAUAAUAGAAUAAAAUCAAACUAAUCUACUUUCAUUUAUCAGCUCUCAUUUUCAUGCAAUAUCAAACGGACAUAUAUAGCUGCUGCAAUUUUCUUUUGAGUAUUAAACUCCUAACUGCAGCUCCUGACUACAAAAACUCUUCUGCAAAUGCUAGACUAGAAUUAAUGCGAGUAUUAUAAAUAUUUAAUAAGUUGGCAGUUCAUAUAGACCAUAUCAGACUUCAUGGUCAGGAGGAUAAUUAGCAUUACUACUUAUGAUCUUAGUGUUCCCAAAUCAUAGCCCAAAAGGAAUAGUUUGAACUUUGAAUUCAUCUUCUUUAAAACUUCAACCAAGUAGUUUUUGUUUGAUUAAUGGAAUUUUUGUUUGUUUCAGUACUUGAAAUCUCAGUUUCACUACAUUUUCUCCAAAGUUAUACUUUGGAGAUUGUAUUUACGUUCAAUUACUGAUAUAGUGAUAUUAGAUUAUUCCAUUCUACUAAUUUGGUAUCAGUCACUUCAUAUACAUGCCUCUUUCUUUAUUAAAUCAAAAAUCAAGUUAAGGUUUGUCUAGAUUGUAUGAAAACUCCUACUUAGUCUUCGUUGAAUGCCUAAAUCUAAUGUUGAUAUUAAUGUUUUCUUUUCCAACAAAGUUAUUGAGCUUUCAUGCAGCUUAUUUGAUUUAAAGCAUGUCUCUUCUAAUUAGUUUGUUUUUUAGAUUUGAAGUUAGCAUAUAUACUGGAUUUUUCAAUCUUCUUUUGUUGAACUAAAUACUCUGUUUUCCCAAGUAUCUUUUUAUACUAAAUAAAUGCUUUGAACAUAACUAAAUAAAUGUAUUAGCUAUUUGAUCCUACUUGACUGUAGUUAACUUUGCAGUCAGAAUUGUGCACAAAGGAAUGAUGUGAGAUUGUCAAGGUAAAGUAUUAACUAUUCGACCCUGGGAAUUCUAAUGCUACUUGAAUGAAACUACGGAUUUCAUGGAUAGUGACAAAGCUGCAUUUUUGUGUCUCAAAGGCUGCAUUUUCAAAUCUACUAAGUGCUAAGUUAAUACUUAAUGUUUAUAUGUGUUGCAUCAUCUCAAGUAAGCAGUUCAGAUUUUGUUCAUCAUUUCAUUUUCUUAAAUGAACUAACUACUACCUCCGCCUCAAAAAACUUUGCUAUUUUUAAAACUUUGAUCAAUUAUAUAUUUUUAUUGGAAAUUAUUUAUAAUAUAAAAGUGACACCAAAAUACUUUUUGUUAAAAGUACUUUCAUAAAAGUAUAAAAUUUAUAAUUCCAUAAUCUUAUACUAAUCAAAAUCAUGGUCUAAAAUUUAUGAAAUGACAAUUUUUUUUGGGACGGAGGUAUUAUAAUUUUGAUAAACUGGCUCUUUAGUUUGUAAUGCAUCUAAACUGCUUCUCAAUUAAUUUUAUCAAAUAUGAUCUCAAUCUAAAUAAAAAAAAACAGCAACUCUUCAGCCUCUCAUAAGAAGAGUUUUAUAAACUGCCUCUCAACACUUGCACAAACUCAAUUGCUUGCAGCCAUGAACCUGAUGGUAAGUCAAAGGGGGUCUGAAAAUUCAACUUUGCGGCAGCCAGAAGUUUUCGUUGAGCUUAAUGGCAUUGGUCUUAGUAGUGUCACAAUUUCAUUCCAUUUGAUAUUGCAAUGAAGAAAUUUGGAAUGCAAUAUCAUUCCAUAUUUCCGUUUCAACCAUUUCUUCUUUGAAAUUUAACAUAUUUCAACAUAUUUCUUUACUUAGGGUCAAUCUGUCAAGUGGAUACAAUGGGUUUGAGUAACUACAUUGAGGAUAUAAUGGUCUGCAAUAUCAUUUCCAUUUGAUGAAUAACAGAGAUCGAGAAUAUAGAAAUUCACAGCUUAUUAUGUCAUCCAAAAAGUGUACAUUCUAAUAAUUCUAUAUAUUGUUGUAGCAUUAUACAUUCUCUAGCCCCCCAAAGUACAUUUUUCCCUUUAUUUAUUCCAUAUCUGCUAUAGGCAAUUUGUCCCAUGCAUUAAGUGUCUUCCAGGUGAGAAAGAGUGGUGGUCGAGACACCCUCAAGCUGGAAACAAAUUAUGAAUCUCCCAAGGUCACUGGCGGAGGAGACAUUGUUGAGCCAAAACCUGAAGCAAAGUCUGAAAACCCUUUAUUUGGGAGUAAAAGUGAAACUGAAAAACCAGGUACACCGAUGAAAAAGGAGGGUGAACACACAGCAACACAAAAGGCACCAGUAAGUACAUAUCCUUAGUCAUUUAGCACCAGGUUGAUAGCAUGCUUGGGCAACGAGCAAGGGCUGGAGAACAUGAAGUCAUGCGGAAAAUCAAGAAUGAGUUCACGAGACACUGGGAGAGAUUCUUGAUGUAUUCGGAGUAGUCUUUAAUGGAUUUUUCCUUUUUAGUUUGCUUAUUUAGGAUUCGUUUGGUAUAAAUAAAAACUUGAUUAGAUGAAGGUCUCAUUUUAGGCUUAAGUGUGAUAUUAGAAUAUAUACCAAAACUAUUAAGAAUGUAUGUUCAAUGGAUAUAUUGAUCCUACUGCAUUUGAAUCAAAAGUUCCUUUUAUUUUUUUUAUGGUGAUACUAUCAAACAUCU